AGACGGCCUCGCGCACCUGACGUCACGGAACGCGCNGCCGAGGGUGGCAAUGGCAGCACGCCCGGGGCGGGGCCGGCCGCUGACGACCCCGGCGGGAAGGCGGGAGCCGGGGGCCCGGCGGGCGGCGUCCUGGCCGUGAGCCCUGACCCCGGCGACAAGCCCAUGACCCAGCGGGCCCUGACCGUGCUGAUGGUGGUGAGCGGCGCGGUGCUGGUGUACUUCGUCGUCAGGACUGUCAGGAUGAGAAGAAGAAACCGAAAGACUAGGAGAUAUGGGGUUUUGGACACUAACAUAGAAAACAUGGAACUGACACCUUUAGAGCAAGAUGAUGAGGAGGAUGACAACACAUUGUUUGAUGCCAAUCAUCCUCGAAGGUAA
Molecule: messenger RNA, 378 nt
Organism: Odocoileus virginianus texanus
Lineage: Eukaryota; Metazoa; Chordata; Mammalia; Artiodactyla; Cervidae
Gene: FAM174A
Product: family with sequence similarity 174 member A
Source: RefSeq, a predicted model, not a curated record